Molecule: messenger RNA, 1548 nt
Organism: Helianthus annuus (common sunflower)
Lineage: Eukaryota; Viridiplantae; Streptophyta; Magnoliopsida; Asterales; Asteraceae
Product: CTD nuclear envelope phosphatase 1 homolog
Exons: 6
Coding region: 102-1097 (331 amino acids)
Molecular function (GO): phosphoprotein phosphatase activity
Source: RefSeq, a predicted model, not a curated record
UCAUUUCCCCACUCUCAAACACUAGCGCGUGACCCGCACUCUCCCCAUUCUCAUUCGCCUUCAUCACCUUGACCACAUCUCCAUCCUUAUUCCAUUUCUAUAUGCAUACAAAUGCACAAAACAAACCUAUACAUACACACACACCAUUCAAUCGGAAGCGAUUAAUCAGUUACUGCAUCUGUGUGUUGUUCCUGUGGACAGUUAUGGCGGAGAUUGGACAAGCAUCCACUGAAGUUUACGCUCCGACGACGUCGUUUCAAGUAUGGCGAACACUGUUGAACUGGUUGACCUUUUUCUUCCAGAUCUUCGUUCAGAUCGUUAAAGGUACUCCUUCCGUGUUGAUCAAUUAUUCUUCCACGGCGUCGUUUAAGCCUUUGCCUGUCGUCGAAUUUCCUGAUUCUUCAACGGAACCGCCAAAUCUCGCUACCGCUUCCGUUCAUAUUCCGGCGGAUUAUGAUCGUUUGGAAAAGCUUACGGUGGUUCUUGAUUUGGAUGAAACGCUGGUAUGUGCCUAUGAGACAUCUAGUUUGCCUGACAGUAUUCGCAAACAAGCUACACAGGCUGGAUUGACAUGGUUUGAGUUAGAAUGUGUAUCUUCAGACAAAGAAUCUGAUGGGAAACCCAAGGUGAACUAUGUGACGGUAUUUGAACGUCCUGGAUUGCAUGAAUUUCUUAGUCAACUUAGCAAGUUUGCUGAUCUUGUGCUAUUUACUGCAGGCCUUGAAGGAUAUGCUAAACCACUUGUUGAUAGAAUAGAUGCUGAAAACAGAAUCAGUCGAAGGCUUUAUCGGCCCUCGACAAUUUCCACGGAAUAUCGGGAACACGUGAAGGACCUUUCGUUUGUCUCAAAAGAUUUUUGCAGAAUUGUCAUUGUUGACAACAAUCCAUUCAGUUUCUUAUUGCAGCCGGUAAACGGCAUCCCGUGCAUACCGUUUUCUGCUGGACAACCACAUGAUGAUCAGCUUCUCGAGGUUCUACUUCCCCUUUUGAAGCACCUUUCUGAGCAGAGGGACGUUAGGCCCGUGUUAUAUGAAAGAUUCCACAUGCCAGAAUGGUUUCAAAAACAUGGAAUCCCUGCCUCUGGCUUUACACGGUAGAAGUUUAGGGGGUGUUUGGUUUGAGUGUGUGGCUUUCUUUGAGUUUUUGAGUAUGUUUGGUUUAAAGGAAAGGUGUUGAUACCCAUACCCAUUCCAUCAUGCUAUCAAACCAAACGCUACCUUAGUUCUUCAUCGGGGACACCUAAAAAGGGUACCACGACAGCAUAACUUAAAGCACUGCAUUUUGUGUAGAUAUUAUAUCAUCUCGUAUACAGGAGGAGACUCAUUCAAAGAUUGUUUUAGCUAUUGUUUACUUGCAACGCGUGUUCAAAUUCGUAUUCUUGUUGCAAGUUGGUAUAUAUAGUUUGCAACGUUAUGAACUUGUAGGGCUCGUUAAUUAUGGUUUGAGUUCUGUAAACCUAUUGUAGAUCAAUAAAGGACGUAAGGUUAGUCCAAUAGCUAUACUGGUACUAGAUUUUACUCGAGAAAUAAUUGCCUUGUCAUUCGUCUC